Aureobasidium pullulans EXF-150 is the source of this 1975-nucleotide messenger RNA. RefSeq lists its product as uncharacterized. Gene Ontology annotation, biological process: protein phosphorylation. The transcript has 2 exons. Gene Ontology annotation, molecular function: ATP binding; protein kinase activity. The record is from RefSeq and is a predicted model, not a curated record. NCBI's taxonomy places the organism in Eukaryota, Fungi, Ascomycota, Dothideomycetes, Dothideales, Saccotheciaceae. Bases 1 to 1842 code for a protein of 613 amino acids.
AUGGAGAUAGCUCUAGGAGCAACUUCGCUGUUGCUGCAGCUCUUCGCAGCGGCCAUCGAAGGUUAUGAUCUGUUUCAAAGUGCAGCGAAUGCAAAUCAGGAGGUCAAGACGUUUGUUUUACGUCUCAAGAUGGAGCAGUGCAGACUUGCAAGAUGGGGGGAACUGAUUGGACUUUCCGGGAUUAUGGAUCCGCCAGUAUACACUCGUCAUGUCAGGAUACACGAGCAAUUGAUAAUCGAAACCCUGAAGGAGAUCAGAACAGUGCUGGACAAUCUGCGUCAACUGGCAAACAUCCAUGACACUACAUCACCACAGAAGGUCGUGUCCGAAGUAGAUACAAGCAAUGCACGCUCAUCUGACAUCUCCGGACCACUGGAACAGUCAUCCGCUGUCCGCGAAAUUUACGGUGAGCUCACAAAGGGUGUGGACCUUGAGAAUAUGCCUUCGACUUCUUCCCGGUACGCCAGAGGUCUGAAUCAUCUCGUUCGAUUCGCGAAUGAGGGGCGCAUCAUAUCCAAAGAGCCAAAGAGACUGUCCUGGGCCAUGAAGGACCAGGACCGAUUUCGUAAGGGGUUGGACAGACUCAGGCAUCUUACAAACCACUUGCACGAGACAGUAUCAGACGACCAGAUGGACCAACUGCUUUGGCAAAACCACGAAACUUGGUUGUCCGUUCUCCAGCUCAGCAACACCGCGGAUGAUGUGAAGGCUAUGCUUACUGCCUUGCGUGAGACGAGCCGCCAUGAUACAGCUUUAGUGAGCAGGGACAACAAACUCGAGUCACAUCUCCACACUACGAUCGACAACGUCGCCUCAUUCGCCUUCAAAAUGAGCUCACUUGGAAGGACAAAGUCGAUGCUCUUGGGUGAUCACAAUAUGCUUGGUCUGCAACAGAUGUCGGAAGAAGACGACGGUUGUCGAACGCUAGCGAUCCUCGACGAUAAGCCCGUCUGGAUUGAAUGGAGAAGUUAUACGACCAUCCCAGUUUUGGGCGCGCUGGGUGCUCCCGAGCCUGGUUUUGAUCCCGAUCUUCAAAGCGUCCAGAAUGUUGAGAGAUUGACUUGGUUGCUGAGCCAGCCGAAUCAACCUGACGAGUUCCGUCUACCUAACUGUUUAGGAUACGUUGACGACUUCGACCGACUUCGCUUCGGAGUCGUCUUGCACUCGAUGUCCAGUACCUCUCGGUCUCUCCUCUCCUGGUUCGAUGAGCCCCGAAUUGGUGUCGGUGGUCAAUGUAUGAUCGCUCGUCAGCUCGCGGAGAGCUUGUUAUAUGUGCACGCUGUCAAUUGGCUCCAUAAAGGGCUUCGAAGUGCUGGCAUAUUGUUUGAGAAAUCUGCAGUCAACUCAGUUGAGGACUUCGGUCGAUUGCUAGUGUCAGGUUUCGGUUUCUCCAGACCGUCCGAUCACUCCUUCACGACAAGCGGACCUCCGCGCGAUACCAAGUGGUCGCUCUACUGCGAUCCGGGUUAUCUUGAUCUAAACAGGAAGAAAGGCUAUCGCAAGUCAUACGACAUCUAUAGUCUUGGUAUCAUCUUGAUCGAGAUCGCCCAUUGGAAGCCCAUUGACAAGAUCCUACAGUCGCUACACUCUGGCCGAGAUUCUGCAUUAGGCGAGCAAGGACAAGAUGAUCGCGUGCGCAUCAUCGAGAGCGGCACAGUACUCAGACAGGUUCGCAAAAACAUGGGCAAGAGGUAUGCGGACGCUACUAGAGCUUGCAUCCAAGGAGUGACGGCUUUCGGUUUGCAGGAUGGCGUCGAUGAGUCCAACCCUUAUGUGGCUGCUUUGCUGCAACAAGCUUUCAUUCAGGUUGUGGUUGAGCCUUUGAAGGGUAUAGUUGUUUAAUCACUAAUGAUUUCGAUGGCAUGGUGAAGCUCAAGUUGAUGGCCAGAAAUCAGAAAUUGGGAUUCGUUGAGCUCGCAGGUUGAGCUUCCUUGUUUAGAACCCGUCGAAGCAUCAUGUGUUCUUAACGCUAAGC